Coffea eugenioides is the source of this 1533-nucleotide messenger RNA. Its product is annotated as F-box protein At3g07870-like. The coding region runs from base 81 to 1217 and encodes 378 amino acids. The record is from RefSeq and is a predicted model, not a curated record. NCBI's taxonomy places the organism in Eukaryota, Viridiplantae, Streptophyta, Magnoliopsida, Gentianales, Rubiaceae. The transcript has a single exon. Gene Ontology annotation, molecular function: protein binding.
AGUCAAAGGGAUGCCAGCCACAGCUCUGUAAAUAUCGUUCCCUAGUCUCCGAAGCCAGGCUAGCCAGCGGAUAUCUCAAGAUGGAAAACAUUCCUCAAGAAAUCUUGAUCGAGAUCCUGAUUAGGCUUCCAGUCAAAUCUCUAAUCAGAUUCAUCUUAGUCUCCAAAACCUGGCAAUGCCUCAUCACAAGUCCCAAUUUCAUCUUCACACACCUCAAAAAGAUCCAGAAUCAGCCCAACAAAAAACAUUCUCUUCUGCUCUGCAGGCACUAUAGUCGAAAUGACCAAACAGAACAUUACUCCUUGCACCCUGAUAACGAUGAUUUUGUCCAUAAAUCUUCCAAAAUCAGAUUUCCACUCAAGUCCAAGGUGGGUUGUUAUCGAAUUGUAGGCUGCUGCAAUGGGUUGGUUUGUCUGUGUGAUGAUAUGUUUGGUACGUUUCGCCUGAAACCCAUAAUUUUAUGGAACCCUUCAGUACAGAAGUCGAUUGAGCUGCCCUUACCCAGUAUUCAGCCCUAUUGGGAUCGUUCAAGAAUAUUUUUGCUUGGUUUUGGUUGUGAUUUUCAGGGAUUUGACUAUAAAGUUGUGAGGAUUGUGUAUGAUCGACUUUAUGGCUUGUCUGUUGGGGUUGAGGUUUAUUCACUUAGCACAAAAAGUUGGAAAGUUUUGGCUCAUGGUCCUCAAACUUGUCCUAGGUAUUAUAUCACCGAUUUUUGUCUCUCGCAGGUAUUUGUCAACGGGGUUAUGCAUUGGCUUGCACAUCGUAGGAAAGGAAGUUUUGGGAAUUCAAUAAUGGGGUUUGAUAUGAAAGAUGAAAUUUUCAUAGAGAUCUUCUUACCGGAAGCUUUGGUGGAUGAGCGUGCUGCAAAUUUGUGUCUUAUGAAACAUGGUGGUUGUCUUGCUGUGAUGAAGUACAAUGGAUAUGAGAACAAUUAUAGCCUUUGGGUGAUGAAGGAAUAUAGGAAUGUGGAGUCGUGGAAGAGGCUGUAUAAUAUUGGAUUAGUGGAAGGGAUGGAGAAUGUGAUUGGAUUUAGUAACAACGGUCAUCUUUUCGUGACAAUGUUUGUGGAUGAGAUGUUUGUUAGUGAUCCUGCAAGUGGAGUGCUGGUUUCAUUUGACCUUGAGAGCAGAAAAAUUAAGGAUCUUGAAAUUUUUGGGAAGCUUGGUUCGAUUUAUGUUGAAAAUUUUGUGGAGAGCCUAGUCUUGCUUGAAGGAUAAAGUGAAUUGCUGAUUGAUGCUUCUACUUGCAAGGAAAAGAGAGGUGUGUGAAAUGAAGAGUGGCUGUAAACAACAAUAGUAGUGGAAAAAGUGGAGCAAAUGACUGAACAGGCAAGGAAGAUUUGAUGAAAUUAUAACCGUUUUGGAGUGAGUUUUUAUUGUAAUUUUUGUUGGUGCUGUGUUUCUAUUAUCCAACUUUGGUAGUCUUUAAAUGGAAUGCUAUUACCAUGAUUCUCAUCAUAGACUCGCUCGUUUAUGUUCCGCUAGCCUGUUAAUUUUAAAACGAACAUAAUGCUAUAAGCUGAAUUUAUAAUUA